CCUGUCACCAAUUCGCCCUUGCACCUACACAUUCACAAAAAACAAAUACAAAAAUGCUCCGUUCUCUCUUUGGAAAGCAGACGCUGCAGCGCGCUUCACUUGCUGCCCGUUACAUCGCGACGUCCGGCAAGCAGACAACUGCAGCAGCGGCAACGUACAUUACGCCUGAGCCGCAAUUCCCGCAGCCCCUGGCCAAGCCUGAGGAGAAACGGCCGAACGUGAUGAAGGUGAUUGAGCGUGAGUCGGUGGCGCGCGCGGACCGUGACGGGCGGUCCGAGCUGUUCCGGAGACGUGUGGCGCCCAAGGACCGGCUGUGCGCGGGUGACGUGGUGUUUGUCGAGACGCAGAACAGCAUGUCCGAUCCGUCGCUGACGUCGAAUUUUACAGGCGUGUGCAUUGGCAUCUACCGGCGCGGCAUCGACACGUCAUUCAUUCUGCGUAAUGUGGUCAACAAGGUGGGCGUGGAGAUGCGGUUCAUGGCGUACUCGCCGCUAGUGAAGCGGAUCGAGAUCCUGCAGAAGGGUGAGGGAUUCAGAAGGGCGAAGCUGUUUUACCUGCGCGAGAACCCCGGAAAGACGUUCCAGCUAAAGGCGCUCAAGAAGAUGGCACAGUCGGCUGCCGCGGCCAAGAAGCAUUAAAAGUGAAUAAAUAAACACUGUUGGUAGUAGCUUUUGCGACACGCUGUUGUCAAUAACUUCCAUUAUCUGAAGGAGCCGUAGCUGGGCAAAACACGAG
Molecule: messenger RNA, 735 nt
Organism: Linderina pennispora
Lineage: Eukaryota; Fungi; Kickxellomycota; Kickxellomycetes; Kickxellales; Kickxellaceae
Exons: 1
Coding region: 54-638 (194 amino acids)
Biological process (GO): translation
Cellular component (GO): mitochondrial large ribosomal subunit; ribosome
Molecular function (GO): structural constituent of ribosome
Source: RefSeq, a predicted model, not a curated record